AUGAAAGUCUCACUUCUUCAGCUCGAAAGAUCCUAUUUAGAAGCCCUUUCAGAAUUUGGAGAGCACUCUUCUAAGACUCAAGAAACUCGCGUAAGGCUUAUUGAGAUGCUUAACCAAACAGGCAAAUACUUGAUAUCUCAAAAGCUUCCUGGAGAAAAGUAUCUGCAAAGAGCUGUUGAAUUAGCCAAUUUGCUAAAUAUGGAGGAAUAACUAAUCAUAAAAUAUUAAACAUUUAUGUUAUAUGCUGAGUACUUCGAAUUCACAAAGAAUUAUAAUUAGGCAUACAAUUUGUUGAUAAAGUUAAUUCCCCUGGCAAAGGUCAAUCAAAGGAAUUUAAUAAUGAUUUAAAUUCAAAUUCUCAAUCAUGUAAUUGAAAAUGGUAGGUUGUGCAAGAGGAACGAUAUUAUCCCGUUGAAUGAAUAAUUGUUAAAUUUGAUGGAGGAGAUUGGACUGAGCUUUUAUUUAUACAAGGAAUUCCCCAAUAAGUUUCAACAAAUUUUGCUAUAAGCCUUAUCCUUCCAAGCAAAGACUUUCUUGAGGUAAAAUAAAGAUAAAGAGGCAACACAACUGUUCUUUUAGUCCUAUCAUCUAUGCGAAGAACUGCUGGGAUUUGAAGACAAAAGAACACAAGAAUACAAAAAAUAGUAUGAGUAAUUGAGUGAUAAAAUCUCAGUUAAUUUGGAGAUUCAAAGUUAAGAUGAAGAGGAGCAAGACAAUGCACAGCCAAUUCAAAUGACCGAGAGAGAAGAGAAGAAAAUUCUAUCGUUUAGAUCAAAAAAUACAUACAUCAAUAAUUAUAUAAUAAAUGUAGAUUCUGCCAGAGCACCAAAAUUAGCAAAAAAGAUAGAUAAGACUAAAAUCGAGAAACCUAUUAUGAGUUAGAGAGCUCCCCCUAAGUUUAAUGAAUAGUAAUUUUAGCAACUAUUUAUCAUAAAGAAUGCUAUGAAAAGACCUUUGAGUUCACAAGGAACUACUAAAAUGACGAGUCCAACUCGAUGUUAAUCAAUAGUGUCGAAGAAGAAUACAAGUAAAGCCUAAAAUAGAGUUCCAUCUUUAGAAUAAAGUCUCAUAAAAUAAUUGGAAACUGCUUAACCACAUGAUAGAAUUAAUGAUCUUAUUAUUAAUAGGCCUCAUUACGAAGAAGUCAAGAAAUAUGAUAUAGUCAAUGCUAUAAAACAAAGAAAUACAAAAUAAUUCUCCUCCAAUUAUUUAAUUUAGUUAAUACCCCCAUUUCAUUCUCAAAGACCGCAAAUUAGAGAACCUUCCAAAAAUAAUAUUGCUUAUAAAGUAGACAGUAAGAAGUUUCCAAGCAAUCCCAGCAAUUAAAAGAUUGAGAGAAGUUCUUAAAAGAAAAUCACAACCAAUGAAAUUUAACCUACUUUGAGUAAUAUCAGAUUAGUUGGUAGUGGGAUCAAUUUGACUAGUGAAAAUGAUGAUGAUAUUAUUAAAUAAUAAGAGGAUAACAAAAAUUAUUCAUUUGAAGAAGAACCUUUGAAAGUAAUCAAACAUUUCGAUCCCAUAAUUGAUAAAUUCUUAGAAAAUCAUUCAAUGUAGGUUCUAUUAGCUGCUGCAGAUAGAAUCAAGGCUAAAAUGAAACAUCAUGUCUAUUAUUCCAGAAAAAAGAGGAAUGAAGUUGAAUCGAAGCAAAGUGCCACAUCUCCAGGAAGAUUACAUCCGCAUAACAAAAACAUGACUAGAUCAAGUACAUAUGGAUUCGAGAUCUUAGAGAUUGUUGAAAAAAAGAUAUUGGAAAAUGAAGCGAGUAAAAUAAUACAUAAGUUAAUAUCUCCUGAAAAUUAAUUAGAAUCUUACUCUAUUCAUUUUUACAAUAAACUAUUUACUGACCAUGAAACCUCAAAGUGGAUAUUACAGAAUCCUAAAUUUAGAGGUUAAAUCUUUUAGAAAAAAUAAGAUAAAAAUGAAUAUCAACAAUUAAGUGUUGAGUUAAUUUAGGCCAUGUUAUCCAAUUAAAAAAAAUUAGCAACGCUUUAAGUUAUUGCUUCAAUAGAAUUAUCUAAUAACAUACGAAAGUUUUAAGUGAGAUUCAUAAUUGAUUCCUUAGCCUAGCAUUAUAAAGAGAUUUCCAAUUACGAUGAUAUGUUGGAAUUAUUCAACCAACUAACUCAAAUCUACUUCAUCUAGGAAAAUCUAUUAAAUGAAUGGAAGGAAUAACAUCGAUAAUAUACUCUAUAUGUAGUCAGUAGUAAUUAAGAAAAUGAAGAUCUUAAACUUAAGAAUUAGAUUGAGAAUGUUAGAGGCCAUGAAACUUAUAAAAUAGAUUAUUAUUAGGAUUUACUAUCCAAGAUCUUAUUUCUAAUCAGGAGGAUGAGUUAUGUAAAAACUAUCAAUGGUUUCAAGUUUAAAUCAGAAACUUAGGAUCUCUAGAACUCCAUUUAAAAAUACAACAAUGAGAUAUAUUAAAAAAAAAUUCACAGAAUGAAAUCAUAUUUCUAGUAUACAGAUAUGUCUAUGCAAUUGAAGGACUAAAAAAAUACAAAGCCAUUAAAAAAAGAAUUGACAAAAAGAUAACGCAGGAAAAUGAAAGAUAAACAUCUUUUCAUUGCAGAUGAUAGUUAAUAGAGUUUUAUGAAUGAUAGCAACACACCAUAAUUUGAAGAGAAUAGGUCUGCAUCACCUGUAAAAAGCAUCAAGAACAAGGACUCUGUUAAAGAUAAUGAUAAAAUGUCUAGAUAGAAUUCUAAUGAUUCUCCUCAUUCUAAGUAUAAAUAAUAGUAAUCAUUAAAAGCAAAUGCUAGAAUUUCAUUGCAAUAACCAGAUACUUAAGCAGAAUUGUCUGAAAUAUUUUCACUAGAAACUCAGGAUUAUCUCAAAAGAUACUUUCCUGAAUUCAAAUUAAAUGUACCUCCACUUAAUUAUAUUCCUACUUCUAUCUAAAUUGUGUAAAAAUACUAAGUUGAAUCCCAUUACUACUUUAAAAAAGAAUUGCCUAUCGUCAAUUCCAACAAGCUGCAAUAUAAACCCAUACAUUCUGAUAAUUACUUAAUUUAAACCUAAAUUAUUAAAAUUGACAAAUAAUUCUACUUUUUGACUCUAACUAAUAAGUUAAAGUUGGAAUAAAUCUUUUGUAAGGACAAAUGGGAAGAUGAGUUGGAUAUACAAUUGAAGGACUUAAUCAACUAUUCUGUUGGAAGAACUGGAUAUAUUAUAGAUAUAAUUAAGUUACAAGAGGUGUUAAAAUCAAAAUUAGAAAUUGUAAAUUGCAAGAUCCAAUUGAAAAAAGAUGAAGCUGACGAUUCAUCUACCAAAAAGGAUCUAAAGUUAUUUAGAUAGAAUAAGAAACUGUAUUUCGCUAAGGAAUCGAUUCAAUUUAUAGAGGAAGAAUUGAAUGAGAUGUCUUAAGACAGUUAAAGUCAGGAUAGUGAGAGCCUCGAUCUCAUAGAGGAACAUAAAAGAGAUCCAUUAAUAGAUAUUAUCUUCCUGCUUGGAGUCAUCAAUACUAAUUCAUUUGUAUACAAUGAUGUUCAUUUAAGAAGUUGUAAACUCCUGAGACUUAUAGAUGGCAAACUGAUGUUGGCAGAACCUGAUGAACUUAGGAAACCAAAAUUUCCAAUUAGAUUGAUUCUGUCUCACGAAGAUAUGAACAAACAUAUAGCAAGGACAAAUGAAAAUACAAUAGCUGGAAAGGAUAUCACAUUAUUUCCUCAUUUUAAUUCUCUUUUUUUAGUUAAAUAGACUCAAUAUAAUUACAAGUUCAUUAAGGUUAAAUUGCAACUACAGUCAGAUAUUAAUAGAUUGCAUUAGGACAUUAGAAACAAUGCUGCAAGAGCCCAAUUAUUCAUGUAUUAAAAUAAUCAUAGAAAACAGAUCAUAUGUUUGAAUUCUUAAUAAACUGAGAAUUGGUUUCAUAUUUCAUAGAUUGACGGAAGGAUGAGAGACUUUCUCUUUAGUUAUAAGACUAUGAUGAAGAAAACAUUAACAGGAUGGAAGCUAUUAUAAAAUAACAGAAGAUAAUCAAUAUCCAAAGAUGUUAGAUUCUUGCUAAUUUAGGAUAAAUUAGUGAAUACGAAAUAGUAUUUUAUUCAAAGUAAAAUAUAAGAUAUAGGAUAUGUUUUUGUUACUGGAACAGUAUUUUAAGAAAUGUUAUUAAUUAAAGUCAUGCCAGUAGGAAAUAAAAGCAAGGUUCAUAUAUUUCUUUAUAAAGUUUUUGAUGAGGAUAUAAUUAAAACUAUGAAUUAAUUGUGUAAAUAUUUCAUUUUAAAAACAACUUUGACCUAUUCAAGAUUAGAAUUGGUUCCCAUUACUCAAAAUCAAAUUCGAAAAUAAUAUCUAUUGGGAAAUUAAUUUAAUGAUAAUAACAUUUUAAUUGGAUAGAAAUUAUAUUCAAGAGUUAUUUAUAAAUAGAUUAAGAAAAUAGAUAAAAACUAUUUUAUUAUAACAGUAACACUAAUAAAGAACUAUUUUCAGGUAUACUUUUAUAAUUAGAGCAAUUGUAGAAGAUUCUAUUACACAAUACAUAGAUCUGAUUUUGUAAUAAUGAAUAAAUAUUUUUUGGAUUCCAUCUUUCCAGAACAACCUAAAGAAGUAAUGGAAUAGUUCUUUAGAAAUUGGAAGUUUAAUGAGAUUUCAAAGAUUCAUUCUCUAAUAAUAAAAGCACCAGAGACGUUUAGAAAUAGAACUUAAAUGUAUAUUCAAUAGAUAAAAGAUACUAAAAAAAGUUACAAGAGAUCUGCCACAUCAAGUCUAUCGAGUAUUAAUAAUGUGUUGAGAUAAUCUACUCUGCAAUUUAAUAAUGUGUAAGAAAAUUCUUUUGAAGAAAUUCUGAAUAGAGAGUGCUGGUUAUUUGAUACUUUAUUAUUAAGAAACCAAAAAAGCAUAUUUGAGAAGAAGAUAUGGCUAGAAAUCUUAAAGCAAAUGAAUAUCAAUAAAAAUUAAAUAAGUUUAGAUACGUUCAGAGCAACGUUGAAUGAAUUAGUUUAUUCAAAUGAUAGAACAUGCAAUUUUUUAUGCUAUAUUCCAUGUCAAGAAAUUCAAUAAUCGUUUCGUUGGCAACCUGUUAGAUUAAGAAUUUAUGAGUAUGAUACUUGCAAAAGUGUAGACAUCCCUUUAAACAUAAGGGGAAAGCAAGUCUAAAUUUAUAAGUAAUGCAAUUAAAUAAUGGAGGAUUACUUGAAAUUUAAAAUAUUGCCAAGCAAUUAAGAAAUUAUGAAACUAAACAAAAAUAAUGAUAGUCAAUUCAUCAAAUAUCAGUUACUUUAUAAGGGUGCAUUUAUGAAACAUAAAAUGUUGUUUAUGGCUAUUUAUUUCAAUAACGAUGUGUUUCACAUUUGCAUCUAUAGUAGCUCGAAUCAAUUAAUUCGAAAGUUGGACAUAAUUUAAGUGGAGUUAAAGAUCCCCUAUAUAAGAUAGUUAUUGACACUGAAUCCUUAUGAGGCAGGUAGGAGAAUUAGUUUAAUAUACAGAAAUAACUUCAUCCAUGCUUCUUUCCUGAAUUUGUGA
Messenger RNA from Paramecium tetraurelia, 5457 nucleotides. RefSeq lists its product as uncharacterized. The record is from RefSeq and is a predicted model, not a curated record. NCBI's taxonomy places the organism in Eukaryota, Ciliophora, Oligohymenophorea, Peniculida, Parameciidae. The transcript has a single exon.